Marmota monax (woodchuck) is the source of this 327-nucleotide messenger RNA. RefSeq names its product large ribosomal subunit protein eL33-like. Gene Ontology annotation, biological process: cytoplasmic translation; ribosomal large subunit biogenesis. Gene Ontology annotation, cellular component: cytosolic large ribosomal subunit; ribosome. Gene Ontology annotation, molecular function: structural constituent of ribosome. The record is from RefSeq and is a predicted model, not a curated record. NCBI's taxonomy places the organism in Eukaryota, Metazoa, Chordata, Mammalia, Rodentia, Sciuridae.
UCUGGAAGGCUGGGGUGCAAGGCCAUUUUUGUUGGCUAUAAGCAAGAUCUUCAGGACUAAAGGGCGUACACAGCUCUUCUAAAAAUAAGGGUUUAUGUCAGAGAUGAAACUGAAUUCCACUUGGGCAAGAUAUGUUCUUAUGUGCAGAAAACAGAAAACAACACCAUGAUUCCUGGUGGCAAAUCAGAGAAAACCAGAGUAAUCUGCGGAAAGGUAGCUCGUACCCAUGGAAACAGUGGCAUGGUUCAUGCCAAAUUCAGAAGCAGCCUUUCUGUUAAGGCCAUUGGGCACACAAUCCAUGUGACACUGUACUGCUCAAGGAUUUGA